GAGCGGCGCUCCGCGGGUGCGGGGCUGCGCGGGCAGGAGCGGCGGCGGCAGAAGCGGCAGGGUUUGCCUGGGGUGGCCGAGCAUCCUCCAACUUGGAACUGUCCACUGGCGCGAGCUCCUGAACAUGAGCCUCCUGCUUCUCUACCUGCUCGGAUUGCUCCUCAGUAGCGGGCAAGCUUUACUUCAAGUUACAAUUUCCCUUAGCAAAGUUGAGCUCAGUGUGGGUGAAUCCAAGUUCUUCACAUGCACAGCCAUUGGUGAGCCUGAGAACAUAGAUUGGUACAACCCACAAGGAGAGAAGAUUGUUUCUAGUCAAAGAGUGGUUGUUCAGAAAGAAGGCGUUCGAUCGCGUCUAACCAUUUAUAACGCAAACAUAGAAGAUGCGGGUAUAUAUCGGUGCCAAGCAACAGACGCUAAAGGACAAACUCAAGAAGCUACUGUAGUUUUGGAAAUUUAUCAAAAGCUCGCUUUUCGGGACAUAGUAUCUCCACAAGAGUUCAGGCAGGGAGAAGAUGCAGAAGUUGUUUGCCGUGUUACGAGUUCACCUGCUCCCAUUGUCAGCUGGUUGUAUCGGAAUGAGGAAGUCACAACUAUUGCUGACAAUCGAUUUGCAGUAUUAGCAAACAAUAACCUCCAAAUUCUUAACAUCAAUAAAAGUGAUGAAGGAGUAUACAGAUGUGAAGGAAGAGUGGAAGCAAGAGGAGAAAUUGACUUUCGGGACAUAAUUGUUAUUGUGAAUGUUCCCCCUGUAAUCAUUCUGCUACAGAAAUCCUUCAAUGCCACUGCAGAUAGAGGAGAGGCCAUAACUUUGUUCUGCAGAGCCACUGGAUCACCUCCACCAGAGAUCAGUUGGUACAGGAGUGGUAAACUUAUUGAAGAAAAUGAAAAAUAUGUCCUGAGAGGAAGCAAUACACAACUAACAAUAAGAGAUAUAAAAAAUAUUGAUGCGGGUCCUUAUAUUUGUAAUGCUAAAAACAAGGCAGGAAAUGACAAAAAACAGACAUUCCUUCAAGUUUUUGUGCAGCCUCAAAUAAUACAACUUAAAAAUGAAACCACAUUUGAGAAUGGGAAAGCAACCCUCAUCUGUGAAGCAGAAGGAGAACCUGUCCCAGAGAUUACUUGGAAAAGGGCCAUUGAUGGAAUGACUUUCUCUGAAGGUGACAAGAGCCCAGAUGGCCGUAUAGAAGUCAAAGGGCAGCAUGGAAAAUCGUCACUGCAUAUUAAAGAUGUGAAGUUGUCAGAUUCAGGGAGAUAUGACUGUGAAGCGGCAAGUAGAAUUGGUGGGCACCAAAAGAGCAUGUACCUUGAUAUUGAAUAUGCUCCAACAUUCGUGUCAAAUCAAACCAUGUAUUACUCUUGGGAAGGCAAUCCCAUCAAUAUAAGCUGUGAAGUGCUAGCAAACCCAUCUGCCUCAGUUCAGUGGAAAAGAGGAAAAUCAGUUUUACCUGUAAAAAAUACAACUCAUUUGAAGACGUACAGUACAGGCAGAAAGCUGAUUCUAGAGAUUGCUCCCACAUCUGACAGUGAUUUUGGGCGGUAUAAUUGUACAGCCACAAACAGAAUUGGAACAAGAUAUCAGGAGUAUACACUUGGCCAAGCUGAUGUGCCAUCAAAUCCUUAUGGAGUACGAGUUUUAGAGCUGUCACAAACCACUGCCAAGGUUUCGUUCAAUAAGCCAGAUUCACAUGGAGGUGUGCCCAUUCACCACUACCAAGUGGAUGUGAAAGAGGUAGCCUCGGAAACCUGGAAAAUAGUUCGCUCCCAUGGAGUUCAAACAAUGGUUGUUCUGAGCAAUUUGGAACCAAAUACAACAUAUGAGAUAAAAGUAGCUGCUGUAAAUGGAAAAGGGCAAGGAGAAUAUAGCAAAAUUGAGAUCUUUCAGACCUUACCUGUCCGGGAGCCAAGCCCCCCUUCAAUCCAUGGACAACCAGAGAGUGGCAAGAGUUUUAAACUUAGCAUAACUAAACAAGAUGAUGGAGGGGCCCCCAUACUGGAAUAUAUUGUCAAAUACAGAAGUAAAGAUAAGGAAGACCAGUGGCUAGAGAAAAAAGUACAGGGUAGUAGAGACCACAUCAUCUUAGAGCAUCUUCAGUGGACCAUGGGUUAUGAAGUACAAAUCACAGCUGCCAACAGACUGGGUUAUUCUGAACCAACAUUGUAUGAAUUCAGCAUGCCACCAAAGCCCAACAUUAUUACAGACACUCUUUUUAAUGGUCUUGGACUUGGUGCUGUCAUUGGCCUGGGAGUGGCAGCCCUUUUGUUAAUCCUGGUUGUGACUGAUGUUAGCUGCUUCUUUGUACGACAAUGUGGACUGCUCAUGUGCAUCACCAGGAGGAUCUGCGGGAAAAAGAGUGGUUCAAGUGGAAAAAGUAAAGAACUGGAAGAAGGAAAAGCUGCUUACUUGAAAGAUGGAUCAAAAGAGCCGAUAGUGGAAAUGAGAACAGAGGAUGAAAGAAUUACCAACCAUGAAGAUGGGAGUCCAGUAAAUGAGCCAAAUGAGACAACUCCCCUCACAGAACCGGAGAAGCUGCCACUAAAGGAGGAAAAUGGCAAAGAAGCUUUAAAUCCAGAAACCAUAGAAAUCAAAGUUGCUAAUGACAUCAUCCAGUCAAAAGAAGAUGAUAGCAAAGCAUAAUAAGAUAAACUACAGCUGUCUGGAUAAUGCAUUUGGAUUGAAGUAAUCCCGUGACCAAAACUUUACAGCUGACCUUAAUUUCUUGGGAAACUUAAGCUUGGAAUAGUUAGUACAUGUGUACAUAUGAUGAAACAGUUCCUGUCUACAGUUCUUUUCUAUAUAUUUUUUGUUGUUAAUGGCUUUAGUAUGUAGUUUUUCUGACACCAAGUCCCAUGGUAUAAAUUUGAAAAAUCUGCAGAAUAAGAACUGUAAUUUAUUAUAUGACAAAGUGUGUCUAUUUAGAAGAAAAAUUCUAAAGCAUCCCUAACCACAAACAACACAUCAGGCCUCUCCAGAUCUUACAGUGCAAGCUACAUACCUAAAGUGUCAUAUGAUAAUGUAUUUAUUUCCAUUUAUUAUAAAAUGAAAUUUUAGGUUGCCUUUAAAAAAAAACAACUAAACCACUCUCAGUAUAAUGUUUAAGACCUUAGUUCUGGCUGACACUCAAUAGUCAUUCCAGCUGUGAUUAUCACUUGAGGCAAACAAAAAAAAAGAGACACUCAUCAACAGAGAGCCAUGUCCCACUGCAGUUUCUCCUGGGUUCUUCGAUAAAAAAAAUAGCUGGUAAUGACCAUACACAAACUCAAAUAAAAUUGGCUAAAUAUUUCACAAUAGUCUACUGGCCUCAUCCUAACCACAUGAGUGUGACUCUGAAAGGCUCUGGGAUUUUCAGUGCUUCAGGUUUUCUGUAUGAAAGUUUUGGAGGUUACAUGUGAACUAAAAUGCAGCCAAGGUGUAAAAAGAAAACUGUUUUUAAAUCAUAAUCUUCACUUCAAAUGAAAAUUUACAAUAUUUGUCCCAACAUAUUAUACAUACAGGGUAUUCAUUUUUGUCUAAGUUCAAAUGAUUUAGCUAAGGGUUAAAACUGUGGUUUAGUGAAUACAUUUUCUCCCCAAAUCAGUACAUAAAAUAUUAAACUUGGCCUUUUUGAAGCAGGACUUUUUCCUUUGUGAUUUCAUACCUUUUGUCGUAAAAAGUACAGUGUAAGAACAGAUGGAAAGGGGACUUUGUCUAAGCAGUUAGGAACAAUUUUUAAUUAUGAACUAAUGCAACCUUAUAUUCAACUGAUUUUUUUUUUCAUGUCAAGCUUCCUUUAAGAUAUUCCUCUUUACUAUUCUGAUCAACAUGACCCACCAGGAAAUUUUACAGAUUUAUUUGAUCCGAAAUUCAUUCAUAUGAAUGAAUGGUUGAUUUAAUGGUGCCACUAACUGGAGCAAUAUAGUUUGUUUCCAUUCCAGCACAGUGUAUCCACACCUAUCAAACUCUUCAAAGCCUUGCUUUAAAAGAAGUAGAUAAACCAUAUAGAAAACUAAACUGGAAAAUUCUACUUGUCAGGAGUAAAUGGUAGAGUAUGUUGUGAAUUUUCUACAUCUAAGUCAUGCCUGAGGUUUAAGUGUAGUUUUAUUCAACAAAUUGUGUUUUCUCCCUGCUAUAUCUGAAUUCUGAUAAUAUUUGAAGUCUUUGUACUAGUUGACAUUUUUUCAGUAGAACUGAAAGUGAAAUGUAAAAGGGUCUCCUUAAAUUUGAGGAAAAUGUCACAGUAACCUUCUUGUUAACCCAUGUUUAAAUCCAUUUGAAAGAGCUGAGCUUAUUUUUCAAAACCAAGUUAUUUUAUGAGUUUUUUACGGCUUUUCCUCACUUUGGGAAAUACCUACAAUGAACCAAGGAGUUGAGGACAGAGGCAUACUGCUGGUGUGGCUAGGAUAGGAGGCCAAGUUCCCACAAAACCAGUACCAAAAUGAAAAAAAUGGGUAAGAGGGGAUAGCGAUGUGGGAUGAAAGACCAUGGAAGAUAAUAAUUGAAAAUUGCUGGAAAGAAGUUUCUGUAAAUGGUGAGGCACUAAUUCUGGGUAAAGGGAAGAUGAAGACAUUCCUUUAUGAGCUUUCAAUGUUCCUCCCUCAUACUGAGCAGGCAGUAAUACCAAAUAGCUGCUUGUCUAUCAGAUUUCUGUCCUGAUUCUUUCUAUGUACACAGCAAGCAGGACGGACUGCUCCUAACCUAUAAUUAGGACAACAGUUGUCUCAUUUAUACAUAUGGAUAUUCUUUCUACAAAGUAUGUAUUUGCAGCUGGAUUUUCUGCUUCUAUCAAAAUGUAAGAAGGGAUGUGGACAACUCCAGCAGUUGAGAAUAAUGUGAUUGGUGUGGCUUGAACAUCCUCUCACACAAUAUUUUUACCGGGAUGAUGAUGAAAGUGGUAGACAUUGUUUCCUCCUCUACCUGCAAUCACAAAUUUGGGUGGUGCCAUGCAUAUUCAAUCUUCCCUAGGCAGAUGGUGUUUUUUCUGAAGCCAGCUUGAUCAUUUCUGCAAGAAGGUGCCUAUACAAUGUUGCAGAAUUAACAGUGUCUAGGCUCAAUUGCAGAUGCAUUUCAAAUUUUACUACUUCUUAGUAGGGCUUACACAAAAAAAAAUCAUGGCCUAACAGCUCUAUAUUGGUGGGAUUUUUUCUUUUUUUUUCCCCUUGAUACGGCCUCUAAUUACAGUUUGAAGGGAUUAGAAGAUUUAAGAGGUCUUGUUAGCACAUUCAUUACUAAUACACCUGUGCUACUCUUUUAUAAGCAAAAUAUAUGGCAAUAUUAUUUCAAUAUUGGAUACAAAAGCAUUUCCCACUAUACUGGAUUACAAAUCAAAAGCUGUUUCCAGGAGUAUUUAAUUUCUUCUUGCUGUUAUGUCUCUUGGCAGUUGAGCUGUGUGAGGGCUGAGAAUAAAACAGCUCUAAAUUUCUGAUGGACUGUACAAGCACACCUUUUUGGUCUGUGGUUUAAUAGGUUGUCUCUUGUGCUUUGACUCUGUGCUGUACAGGAGAAAACCAAACUCCCACUAUGAAAGAAUGCUGAAAAACACUGAUAUUUCGAAAUAGUUCCAAGUAUUUCCAAAUGAAGGACAGCGCAUAGUAAUUUGUAAGAUAUGUGUAGAACUGGAAUAACAACAUUAGUUUAUUUUCUUUUCCUAUUCUAGAUUAAAAAAAAAACACACACAAAAAAAAAAGAUACCUGUAUAAAUGUCACUUUUACUGUCUAAAAGUAAUUUUAAGUGUUAGUAUGAAAUGUCAGAAGAGUUGACAAAAUAUAACUAUUUGUAAAAGUAAUCUGAAUUGUUAUGCUAACAUACUCCAGGGACCAAGGUGGGAGGGAAAUUAGUACUGAUACAAAAUGUGGCAGUGACAAUCUCUUUUCAACAACAACAAAAAAAAAAAGGAGUACAAUUAAGUAAAAUUACUUAAAGCUCCUUGUUUGUUUUUUUAUUUUUUUAUUUUAGUAGACCUGAGUUCUGAUUUACCACAAUAAUAACAAAGUUUGAAUUAAUAUUUUGCAAUUUAGUAAUCAGAUGUACCCUGGAGAGGUUUUUCCUGGUUUUAUUUGUUUAUUUGCCUUUUUUUGACUUCUAAGAUUUUUUUGUGGUUGCAGAAAUAUUUACUAUUCUGGUGAUGCUAAUGCCUAAUGUGACAAAAAUUAAUUUAUUCAGGCCUCAGUCUUGCAAGAAAUUUUGUGUGGUUGAACCCACCCCUUAUAUGGCACCACACUGACAUUAGUGGGGUGGAUGUGAGCAGGAAGAUGGAUGUACUUUCAUAACAGAACUUGUGGGAUUGGGCCUACUUUCUAUCUCUUCAUAGAUAUAUACAACAUAGCUACACCGUGGCCAUCAUCUAAAAAGGCUGUUUGACAUCAGUCCCUGGGGUAGUAAAUUCCAGCUGCUGUCUUCAGCCUCUGCAUCGAUGUUCAUCCAAAAAAAAGUGGCUUUCUUUUUAUGAUGGUAAUUAGUUUGAUUAUUUAUUUAAGUGCCAGUCAUCAAACUGUAGUAUAAUCAUCAUGCCAUUUUUUCUGUUUCCUAGACCAGAUAAUGGAAAUGUAUUUGUGCCUUUUGAUAGCAUGCCACUCUGCUUUAUUAAAGAAAAAUCUUCAAUAAUUUGUCCACAAAGCCUGUUUAAAAUAAUUGAAAGCUUUACUGUCACAUACUUUUCUGCUCAAAUAUUCUCAAAUACUCAUCUAAAUUAAACUGAAGAUAUUAUUUUCAAGUCACAUAAAUACUUGAAACACAAAAUUUGCAAAAAUCUAUUGAGAUCAUGAUUGCAAUGAGGGUCAUGGUGGGUGUGUUACUGCUGAAAAGUUUCAAAUAGAUGGAGCAUGUAGUGGAUGUGUAGGGGUGUUUUGACCAAUUUCUCAAGUUGAAGAGUCAGAUAGAAAGUCUCCUUAGUUCUAUUUAAGUGCUUAGACCUAAAACAUUAAAAUCUUUCCUCAAAUCUGAAAGAUGAUGUGGAGCAUCUUCCCACCAUUUUACCUCUGGAGUAAAACUGGAGUGAAUGUUCAUUUUGCAGUCAUUUGCAGGCUCACCAUCUUUGUAGAAUAGUUGUGUCUGUUGGAUGAUAUUCACUCCUGAUUAAAGGACCUCCAAAAAGACUAUUUACUGAGAAAGCUCAAGAUCUCUUACAAAUUGAUCUAUGGAGGGGGACUGAGAGUGCUGCACAAAGAGUCACAGUGGAAUCCAGGCCUCACCGGUCUUUAAGACACAAACUGACUCCAGCAGGACCUGGAUUUUAUUCAUCCAUCUCAGCGAGGCUCUGCACGUCCUCAGCUGAUCGAGUUGCUUCUGUGAAUCAGAUUUCCAGGUGUAAGUGGAACUUAAAAGUCUUGCCAGACUCCUGCUGACAUUUUGCACAGAGGAGGUUUUUCUAUCAGGAGUUUUCACUGAUCAGGAAAUGGUGAUAGAAUAUCUGAAUACAGCCUUAUCCCAUACAUUACUAUAUGUCUAGAAAUAAAACAUCUCUUAAAGUAGUCAUUGUGAUUGUGAUACUUCUUUAGGUGAAGAUGAAAACUUUCUAAGUAAAUAAUGCCCCUUCUUAAAUCUCUUUGUUUAGCUUCAGAUAAUCUUUCCGAUAGGUGAAAAGCUACCAUGAUUAAAUAAAUAUUUUUAAAAACUUUUCACCCCUUUUUCAGAUUUUUUCGUAUGAGUUCCUGAAGUACCCUGUCCACUUGACAGUAGUUCUGUAAGUUUUAAGUGAUCUUCAGUAUUUCCACUGCACAUAUAAAUGUGUUCUUAUAUGAAUUUACUUGGACUUGAGACAAAAUAAGCCUUAAAAAUUUGGCUUUGGGUCAGGUUCUGAGAAUUCUCAGUUUACCAGUCUAUCUUUUCUCUUAAGAGGCGUUGAAAGCCUCAUAAUGUUUGACUUUCAAACUUGAAUAUUGGCCAUUUUUAGCCCAGAGAAAUGAAAUAAAUAUUUAUUGCCAAAUUUGUAUUGGCAGCUUUUAAGUCACAGGUGAGAUCGGGAGCGGGCGAGGUGGCCAGAUGCAGUGCCGACAGAGCUCAGGAAAGCAACUGCCAGAAAGAACAGGUGCCAAAGAGUGAGCCAGGAGAGGGCUGGGAGCAUCUCUCCUUACCAUUGACAAGGGAAAUGGGCAGCAACUGAAGCAGAGAGGCUGCUGAAGGGCACUGCCAAAAGGCAGGGUAACGAGAGCUCUGAAAACCAGAGGAGAGGGGACAUUAACCCUGCCACAUCCUUUAACUCUCCCAUGUAAUUAGGCUAUGGUUUUUCAGAUGUAAAAUGUAGGGUUGGAGGAAGGCAAGACAAACCCUCAGAGUCUCUACAGAUCAGUGACAAAUAUAUAAAGGAGUCAGAUUGCCCCAGAAGAUAAUUUUAUUGCUCGUGGUGUAGAGUUGUCACUAAGAAUUUCAAACUACUUAGACAAGGUUUUAAAAGGAGGGGGGGAAAAAAGCUUUCCUGCUACAAUGAGCACUCGGUACAUAUUUGUAUGCUGUGUACAGUAUGAGCUAAAGCAUACCAUAUAUUGUUUUUGUUAUUCCACACGUUGUCAACAGCCCACUUGAGAUAUCUGCCACCUGAAUUAUAUAUUGAUAAGUUAGCUACCACUGGAGCUAGUUUGUUUAUUGUUUCAGAAUCUUAUGUCCCUAUGAAAUGCUGUGUAUAUAUAUAUAUCUCUAUACUGUAAAAAGAAGUAAUAUCGCAGAUGCUGGUUUUGUAUUUAUGAAAGACAUUGAAAGUAUGGCUUAAAGUAUAUCAAUUAUUUGUCACUCUUCACCAUUUGUAUAUUAAUAGUAAAGAUAAUUUUACUUUAA
Corvus hawaiiensis (hawaiian crow) is the source of this 8744-nucleotide messenger RNA. RefSeq names its product neural cell adhesion molecule 2 (gene NCAM2). The transcript is spliced from 18 exons. Gene Ontology annotation, biological process: cell adhesion. Gene Ontology annotation, molecular function: protein binding. The coding region runs from base 125 to 2635 and encodes 836 amino acids. Gene Ontology annotation, cellular component: membrane. The record is from RefSeq and is a predicted model, not a curated record. Lineage: Eukaryota; Metazoa; Chordata; Aves; Passeriformes; Corvidae.